AUGGUCGCUCCAUCUGUAUCGGUACACACGACGCUGGCGGAUAUCUUUCUUAGCAGAAUCCCGGAAACUGAACGCUUCGCUGCCGUCCGAGACCUUGCCUCCAACAUUGACAGCAAUACACUUGGACUUGUUGCUGCACUCGCUCAUCAAUGUCCUGACGAGGAGGCAAACGUUCAUCUCAAUGAAUUCCUGAUCAGAUCGAUCGAGCAGGAUGAUGCUUCUUCAGCUGCAGCUCUAUGUGUCGAAUAUUCUCGGAUCCGAAAUGCUUUAUUGCACUGGACAGAUCGUGAACUUCACAUCUGCUUCUCACAGCUUCUUCGCCAGCCAGAGAAUGCCGAGUUUGUGGUUCCGGUUGAAAAGGUUUUGAUUGUGGACCCAUUUGUGUCACACUAUGACCCCGAGCUCGGAGUUGAUCGCCAGUUGGACGAACUUGUCAAGACGACUGUUAUGUACUUGAGCUUUGCUAAGCAACUUUUCAGAAGCCCGAUACUCGACAAAUCUUUUGUCGUCUCGAGUCCGAUAGUAUGUGCCAUGUUUGGUCUCCUUGCUUCAUCGAACUCGGAUAUCGCAGCUGCAGCUAAAGAGACUAUUCUCGCCUUCCUGGCUUCUUUCAAAGCUGGUACCUUUACCUUCUCGCAUUUCAAGACGGAUCCGGACGAACUUGAUAGGCAUCUUUGGCAAUGUAUCAGAAACCUGCUCGACUUCAGCGAGAAGAGCUCGUACAAGACCACUGCCUAUACUAUCUGGCUGAGAUGGCUAGACCUGGAUAGUCAUGGUUACUCGCGCCAAGUGGCUCUGCAAAAAGAUCCUUACUGGAAAUACUUGCUCGGCACGCUAGGCCAGUCGUCUCAAGGAGACACCGAGCAAAGGAAGAUCUGUCUCCAUGUUCUCAAAAAGUCCAUCUCAAUUUCUCGUAACAACAUUCGGGCCAACGAUAUGGAAUUGACACUGGACCAACAAGACAAGACGGGGUCCGUGGUCGCUGAAUCCCAGUACGCAAGAUUCUGCACUGUUUACGAGACAAUCGUCAUUGGCAGAUACCUCAACCAGGCACUGGAGUGCGUACAGGAUCUGGAUCACCUAGCGUCUGCUGAGACGAUAGUCCAAAAAUCAUGGCUCUUCGCUCUUCUCGAAUCAGCACUUUCUCCGGUCACUCAAGACAGUAUGCGUAAGAUGUUGGGGAACUGGCUCAUGAGCACCGACAUUAGGCUGUUCAGUCAUGCCGAAGAGUUUGCAACAUUAUUGCAGAAGUCUUUCCUGCCUUGGGCCACUCAAGGCCCCCUCUUCACUGGAAGUGUUCAAGGAAAGACCAGAGACAUGAGAUGCGCUCAUGGCACCAGACUAUCAAACUUUCUGGAAAGAUUGCUGCAAGCCCAUCUCAGCCGCGACGAUGCCUACUCCAGAAAAUGCAUCGUUAAUGCUGUCCUCGUUUAUCUGGAUAACAACAAGAACAAGAUUGUCCCUGUUGCUGUGAUCUAUCUUCUCCAAGGUCUGGUCAAGGGCCUGCAAGGGGAAUCCAUAGCUUGCAUGGAAGGCGAGGCAUUAGAACUCAUUCUCAAUCUGUCAAGAAUUACUGGCUACCCCGAGGUUGCGCGCGAUGCGAUGCUUGUACAAUGCUACAAGCUCUCCCAAUUGAUCAGCCAGGAUGCUGAGACAUACGGCGAGUAUGGCACGGAGAAACUGACCGCAUGCGACGCCAAGCUCGAGGUCCUAUCUAAGCAGAUCGAGGCAUUCAAGAUCAAUGCACCCUCACGAUUCGAGUCGGACGANAAAAGGUCGUCGAGAUGGAAGUCGCUUGAUGACUUUUUGAGCGAACUUGACAGCUCCCGCCAUAUUAGUGUUCAAGGUACUGGACUAUCGAUGGCGUGUGAGUCGUUGAUUUCAAUCUUCGAUAGGGCUGGCACCGACAAUCUCGAUGCUCAACAGCUGGAUCGCGCCUUUGACGCGGUGUGGAACGAGGUUGAGAGACAAGACUACCCUAGAGACGUUCUCAUGUUUUUACCACGUCUAGCACUGCAUCCUGGUUGUGUCAGUCGCUGUCUCGAGGAUGACACGUUGUGUGCCACAGUCCUGGAAAUCUUUGCUCAACUUCAGCGCUUAAUGAAGGGCAGAAUCUACCUCUGGACGCCUAUCAUGAAAGCAUAUAGAACAGCCAUGAUCACUUGUCCCGCUGCCGCCGAGAAGUUUGGCUUGGAUGAGUUUGUCAUUCAGACUGCAAACAACCUUCCUGCUGCAAGGCUUGAGUUCAAGUUGGAAGCUGCAGCCAUUCAAUUGUUGACUGAGGACGGUGACAUUCACCGCAGCUACAACGACUAUUACGGGGAGUAUGAAGAGAUUGGACAUGCGGCGUUCUUCGAUCUUGUCAACCGUCUCAGCAAUAUUGACUCAUCAAUGGUCAGUGACAUCUAUGAUCGCCUGCUCAAACCAUGGACGAAACAAAGAGCUCCUGUCCCUAUCGUCACUAGAUGGAAGGCCACUACGCAACUUCAAGUCUUGCUCAUGCUUUCUGAACAACGUCUUCAAGAGGUAUCGGCCAAGGAAGCGGAAGAUCAACUCCGAAUUUUGCUGAGAGUGGUCGCUAUUGAGCCGCUUCCGAGAUACCGCUUCGUGCUGGAAUGGAUUGUUGCCCGCGUCAUUCUCAACCAUCCUUCAACAGGCGAACUCGUUCUGGAUGCACUGUCGUCGAAAGACCACCAUUCGAACCCUAAAUACCUUGGAACUCUUGUCAAGAUUGCCUUGAUGAUCGCCUGCCAAGAUAACUGCUCUCGAGACUUCGCAGCAAGAGUAGCGUAUCGUCUAGUGGCCCUUGCAUCCAGCGCAAAAAUCAUCAUCCGUCAUGAAGCACAAUGGUCAUUCCCAAUCCUGUGGGAUUAUGCUGAUAGCAGGGGUUGGACUGAGAUCCAAUCAAACCCUGCUUGUGCUGCAUUAAACGAGUACAUCCGCAGUCUCGAAAGAUUCUCGGAGCCGCCACCCGCUAGAGAACUCGAACGUCUCGAUCCCUCUGCGGACAACACACUUACAAACUUGCUCCAAGGCAAGUAUCUCCGUGUCGAACCACCGGGUGAAGAGGCCGUCGUGACUGGCGAUUUCCAACGCUUGUGGGACAAGGACAUAAUUACAAAAGCAACAUCCGAAGCCCUACCUCUCGGUUCUCAGCCCUCCAUCCCAACACAAAACGGCAUCCUUCCCGCCCAAGCAACACAAGAGCAAUCCAAAGAGUCAGCUCGCACCGAAGCAUUCGCCGCCCUCCAAACAAAAGGAACAGCGUACCUCUCAACCGACUUCUCNCCCUCCGACUCGUCAUCCACCUCAUCAACACGCCCAACCUCCCUCAUCGUCGUCGGCUCCCUCGUCGACAACGCAUACAACCUUGGCGGCCUCUCCCGCAUCAGCGAAAUCUUUGGCGCAGAGGCAAUGUAUAUCCAAUCCCCACACUCCGUGCUCGGCAACAAAGACUUUGUUUCCGUGGCCGUGGCCUCGCAGAACCAUCUCCCCAUCCACGAUUUGCAUGCCGAUAAUCUAUCUGCUUUUCUCACUGAAAAGAAGAUGCAGGGGUAUACUGUUGUGGGUGUUGAGCAGACUGAUCGCAGUGUGCUUUUGGGUAGCGAACAGUGCAAGUUGCCGGAAAAGACGCUGCUUGUUAUGGGCAGAGAGAAGGAAGGUGUGCCGGCCAACGUGCUGGGAGAGUGCGAUAUGCUUGUUGAGAUUCCGCAGAAGGGAGUCACGAGGAGUAUGAAUGUGCAGACCGCGUGCGGUGUGGUGCUUUUCGAGUACGCUAGGCAACAUCAGGCAUAA
Aureobasidium vineae is the source of this 3795-nucleotide messenger RNA. Lineage: Eukaryota; Fungi; Ascomycota; Dothideomycetes; Dothideales; Saccotheciaceae. The record is from the annotation of a GenBank genome assembly.